Messenger RNA from Balaenoptera acutorostrata (minke whale), 4475 nucleotides. RefSeq names its product centrosomal protein 112 (gene CEP112). The transcript is spliced from 27 exons. Bases 327 to 3212 code for a protein of 961 amino acids. The record is from RefSeq and is a predicted model, not a curated record. NCBI's taxonomy places the organism in Eukaryota, Metazoa, Chordata, Mammalia, Artiodactyla, Balaenopteridae.
CAGGGAGAGUUCGGGUGCGCCGGCGGUGGGGAGGGCUUGCUCUGAGAGGGCGGCGGUGAGAAGAGGCCCACGGGCAGGUUCUGAGACAUUUCGGAGCGUUUGUUGCUGUGUUGGCUCACGGGGCUUAGCGAAUGGGGACGGCGGAGGGGAAGGAGUCGGUGUGAAACAGCGCCGAGGCCCCUGACAGCGAUGGAGGUCUCGGCGGCAGGGCGGACGCUCAGCGCUUCCGACGCGGGGCCAGAGCACGUGAGGAUGUGCUCCCGAGGAGGCGAGUUGGGAGGUGGAGGGAAGAGCAGGCCUUGUUCCUCCCAGGAGGAGGCUGAAUUAUGGAAAUGGGAAGUGAAGAAGAAAAAUGGGAGAAGCUGGAUGCGGAAUUUGAUCACUUUGUGGUAGAUAUGAAGCCCUUUGUUCUAAAAUUACCCCAUAGGUCAGAGCGGCAGAGGUGUGCACUUUGGAUUAGAAAACUGUGUGAGCCUUCAGGAACAGGAGCGGGAGUCACAGGCAGGAGGAAUCGGAAUCUGUAUGCAAAGCUCUUACUGCACAUGCUCAGGCGAGGGGCUCUCGAGGGCCCUUUCACCCACCGCCCUGAGCCAGGGACGCUGAAAACUUUACCUUCGUACAUGUCCAUCUAUUUUGAUGAACCAAAUCCAGCACAAGCCAAAGGGUCCAGCCCAGAAGGAUUACCAGACUGGGUGAUGGGUGAGCUGGGGAACGGUGAGCGCAGAUUCAGCGAAUCACGGACGCUUUCUUCUGGAGAAGAUUGCUCUUUGGUACAGUCGCUGACCCAUGUCCACAGGGAACAAUGCAUUGCAAAGCUCCAAACCAGAUCACAGUCUAUGAGUCCAACCUACAGAGAAGAUGGACAGAUUAUUACCCCAAAGAGUUGUGAAAUUCAUUCGAAGAAAUCUGCUCUUUCUUUGGAUGACAGUGACAUCGAAGCUCGCCUUAAUAGUUGGAAUCUUGGGGUAAAAAAGUAUUUGUUUCAUAUAGAAAAUCCUCGGUACCUGAGACAGAAGCCUAUCCCAGUUACUUUGAUGACUCCCAAAUUCAGCCUGAGAAAAUCCAGCAGUCUCCAGGAUGAUCAGUUACUGUCUCGAAUGCAUGAGAAGGAGUUGGACAUGAAAACAAAAAUGAUGGAAGCUAAGUAUCAUGAAGAGAAACUUAAACUGCAACAGAAACAUGAUGCUGAUGUUCAGAAGAUUUUAGAAAGAAAGAAUAAUGAAAUAGAAGAAAUGAAAACUUUAUACAAAAAGAAACAAAAUGAAAUGGAGGAGACUAUUAGAAAACUUGAAAAGAAAGUUCAGACCCUCAUACGUGAAUGUCAAGUUAUCAGAGAGACCAAAGAUAACCAGAUUGCAGAGUUAAAAAAGAUAUGUGAACAAAGUACAGAAUCUCUGAAUAAUGAUUGGGAAAAAAAGCUCCACAAUGCUGUAGCAGAAAUGGAAAAGGAAAAGUUUGAACUUCAGAGGCGGCACACUGAAAACAUUCAAGAACUGCUAGAGGACACAAACGCACGUCUGAACAAAAUGGAGGGCGAAUACGUGGCCCAGACACAGUCCACAAACCAGAUGAUCAAAGAACUGGAGUCCCGCGUCCAGCAGCUGACUGGAGAAGCAGAGAACAGUAAUACACAGAAGCAGAAAUUAAUUCAAGAAAAAUUGGAACUUGAGAGAUGUUACCAGAUAACAUGUAAUGAAUUACAAGAAGUAAAGGCAAGGCGCAACACACUGCAUAAAGAGAAGGAUCAUCUUGUAAAUGAUUAUGAGCAAAACAUGAAACUGUUACAAACCAAAUAUGAUGCCGAUAUAAACCUUCUGAAAAAGGAACAUGCUCUUUCAGCUUCUCAGGCAUCUGGUAUGAUUAAAGAAUUAGAACAGAACAUCUGUCAAUUAAAACAGCAGUUACAGGAAUUAGAACUUCAAAGAAAGCAACAAUUAAAGGAUCAAGAAAAUAAGUUUCAAAUGGAGAAAUGUCACUUAAAACGCACCUAUGAGAAAAAGGUUCAUGACUUGCAGACUGAACUUGAUAAAGAAAAAGAAGAUGCUCAAAAGAAAAUCCAUAAAUUUGAGGAGGCUUUGAAGGAAAAAGAGGGGCAGCUCGCCCGUGCGACUGAGGCUCAGAGGCUGCAGGCACAGCAGGCAGAUGCUGCACUGGAGGAGUUCCAGCGGCAGGUAGAGCUGAGCGCGGAGAAGGUCUAUGCGGAAAUGACAGAGCAGAUGGGAAAAGUGGAAGCCGAUUUAACUAGAUCCAAGUCUCUUCGUGAGGAGCAGUCGAAGGAGUUUCUGUGGCAGCUGGAGGACGUCAGGCAAAGAUACGAGCAGCAGAUAGUAGAGCUGAAGCUGGAGCACGCACAGGAGAAGACGCACCUAUUACAGCAGCAUAACGCAGAGAAGGAGAGCCUAGUCCGAGCCCAUGCACGGGAGACUGGAGACCUGGAGAAGCAGCUCCACACUGCCAAUAUGGAGCACGAAAAUCAAAUCCAAGAGUUCAAGAAUCGAGAGUCACAGGUUAUUGCUGACAUGGAGGCACAAGUCCACAAGCUGAGAGAAGAGCUGAUCAGCGUGAACUCCCAGCGGAAGCAGCAGCUGGUGGAGCUCGGUCUUCUUCGUGAAGAGGAGAAGCAAAGGGCUGCUCGGGACCAUGAGGCUGCUGUCAACAGACUGAAGGCUGAGUCAGAAAAGAUGAAAAUAGAGCUGAAACAGACUCAUGCCACUGAGACAGAGAUGGCGCUGCAAAAGGCCAACAGCAGGCUGAAGCAGAUUGAGAAAGAAUACACUCAGAAGCUUGCCAAAUCCUCACAGAUCAUAGCAGAGCUUCAGACGACCAUCUCCUCUCUGAAAGAGGAGAGCAGCCAGCAGCGGUUCGCUGCAGAAAGGCAGUUCCAGGACGUUGUACAGAAGUUUGAAGAUGAGAAGAAGCAGCUGAUUAGAGAUAAUGACCGAGCAAUCAAGGCUUUACAAGACGAGCUAGAAAAGCGCUCGAAUCAAGCACGAUGUUUGGAGAAAAAACUGCAGCACAAGGAACUGGAAUCACAGGAGCAGAUAACUUACAUACGACAAGAAUAUGAAACAAAAUUUAAAGGGUUGAUGCCAGCAUCUCUAAGGCAAGAACUUGAAGACACUAUCUCCUCCCUAAAGUCACAGGUUAACUUUCUGCAGAAGAGGGCAUCCAUCCUUCAAGAGGAGCUGACGACCUACCAGUGCAGAAGGUAACCACAUGAUGACGUACCUGAGUAACCCAGGAGCGUGGGAUGGAUCUAACCGUCUGGACAGAGCUUUGGAUUUCUUCCCACAGGUUUGAAGAUUUGGAUGUUGUAAAGUAAACUGUGAGAUCAAUGGCAUUUUUUAAUACUUAAAUGUAAUUAAGAUCAUAAAAACAUGCAUCACUCAUACACUAACGGGGUGGUUUUAUUUGUGUCUGCCUACGUUAUUUUUUUUAGCAUUCCUUUUUUUCUGAUUUCCAUAUCUGUGUGCAUCUGAGUGUGUACUGAGAACUGCUUAUAUUGGGAAAAGAAAUGAUUUCUUGCGAUGCCUUGUUAAUGCCUUUACGUAGAAUUUUACCAGUUGCGGCUGAUCAAAAUCACGUUUGUAGUAUCAUAUCAAAAUUUUUAACAUUUACAUUGUUUUCAUGUUCAUGUUCAUAUAUUAUUAAAAUAUUACUUUGUACUUAUCAGUUUUAUUUCUACUUUUUAAUUGCACCUCAUUUGCUAAAAUAAAUAUGACAUGGCAUUUUUUUCCCUAGAAUAUACUGACCAUCUCAAAUUGUGCUACGGGAAAAAAUACCUAUGUCAUGUCAGAAAUCAAAUCCAUAAGUAGUGCAUUUAUUUAGAAUAAAAGUCACUGAGUCGUCUGACAUCAGUCCAAGCAUUUGUCAUGUUGGUUGUCAGUCUCAUCUGGGACCAGAGGCAGGAUAGGGUAUGAAUUUUAUGUAGCAGCUCUGGUUUUAUUGUUACUUGCUUGAUCUCUGAUUUUAUGGUUGCGGUUUAAUUAUAAUAUCCAUUGACGCUCCUUAAGGAAGCCUGAAAAUGUCAAGAUGUGUUGGGAGGACACUCAGCACACCAGCCAGUGAUGACAGAACGAGCUUUGCUCGGUCCCGUUUUCCUUGUGGAGAGAAUUUGGUGUUGGCUCCCAAGGCUGGGUGUUUAAGUCCCCGCCCGAAUGCCAGUAAGCAGUUCUGUGCUGAUUGGUCAACGCUGAUUUGCCGAGGGCACUUUGAAUCGCAGCGGAUGGUCGUGUUCUUUUGGCUGUGCUGCGGUGCCCGCCGCGGGCCUCGGAGGCUGCUGGAAGAUCUGGCGCGUGCGCAGGGCUGUAAUCACCCAGUUUGCUGUGAAAGGACAGGGCAGAAUGGUUAUUCCGUGUUUCAAGUUCUUUUCCCUUUCCCACGCCCAUCUUUGUUGUUUGCUGCCCGAGGAUUAAUUACCCUUUUUUGCACUGUAACUGAGACGUGGGAUGAGAAGGAAGGAGCAGGUUUUCCUU